This is a messenger RNA of Gossypium raimondii (Peruvian cotton), 741 nucleotides long. RefSeq lists its product as uncharacterized. NCBI's taxonomy places the organism in Eukaryota, Viridiplantae, Streptophyta, Magnoliopsida, Malvales, Malvaceae. The transcript has 4 exons. The record is from RefSeq and is a predicted model, not a curated record. Bases 51 to 548 code for a protein of 165 amino acids.
AUAAAAGCCGACCUUAUAGGUCUUCAGAAAAGUAAAGGAAGAGAAGCAAAAUGGAGUGCCAUAGGAGGCCUAAUAGGAGUGAUGUACAUUUGUCAGUGGAAGAAGAGGCCAAAUUGGAGGAGCAGACCAGGGAUUACUUUGAUCACACAGCACCUAAACGUCACACUAAGCCUCAACGAAGCGACUAUUCUUCCAACUACGUCGACGCUCUUGCCGCCGCUGAUUCCGGUAUCCCUGAAUACCUCGAGUUUCAACGUCUAGAGAAUGAUCCCCAGAAAAUAGUUUACAAUGGAAGUGAAGUGAGAGAAGAAUUUGUGGAGACUGAAUAUUAUAAGGAUCUCAAUUGCGUCGACAAACACCACCACACGACAGGAACAGGUUUCAUAAAGGUAGAGAACGACAAUGGCAGAAACUUUAAUUUGGAACCAGAUUUAGACACCAGCUGCCAUGCCUCUUGUAAGGGAAAUCCAGCAACUAACGACUGGAUUCCAGCUGCUUUGGAUGCGGCUUAUGUUGCUUCAGACAAGCCCAACAGGAGUGAUCAAUGAAUUUGAUGAACCAGCAGUGUUUCUCAAUUGUCUUUCUUUUAUCUCCUGUAAUGUGUUUCUAGAUUACGAGGUUGAAAAUAAUUUAAGAACCAGUAUUCACGGUUAUGUUAUCUUAACUAGAUGAUGUUGAUCAAGUAUUGCUUACAGUAUGUUGUUGACAAUAAAUAUAAAUGAAUGUGUUUUUUAGGUAAAA